Plasmopara halstedii is the source of this 933-nucleotide messenger RNA. RefSeq names its product gibberellin 2-beta-dioxygenase. Lineage: Eukaryota; Oomycota; Peronosporomycetes; Peronosporales; Peronosporaceae. The record is from RefSeq and is a predicted model, not a curated record. The transcript has a single exon. Bases 1 to 933 code for a protein of 310 amino acids.
AUGACCAUCCCCGAAGUAGAUUACGCUAGUCCCAAUGCAUCGGAACAGCUGCGUCUAGCCUGCACUACCGUCGGCUUUUUCUAUCUUGUCAAUCAUGGCAUUUCUGAUGCGCUUAUAGCACAAGUGUAUCAAGAGAUGACUUUGUUUUUUAGUCAGCCAUUAGAAGACAAGCGAUUGGUGCUGGCCAACAAGUACAUGAGGGGAUACACCCUAAUGAGCGAAGAAACCUUAAAUCCAUCCGUACAAAUUAAAGGAGACACAAAAGAGGGCUAUUACAUCUGUCGACACGUGCCUUUAGACAGUGAUGAGAUGAAGCUGCCACUUCAUGGACCCAAUAUCUUUCCAAAUAAAGCAAAGUUUCCUACUUUUCAAGAAACCAUGGAAACAUAUUAUGCAGCUAUGUGCCAGCUAGCCUUUAAUGUGGCCAGACUUUUUGCUGAAGCAGCAGGAGAAAAAGGUAAGUUUGAUGGUCUAGGGAUGUUCGACAAGCCGAUGGCAGCAUUGAGAUUGCUGCACUAUUCUCCGGAAAAAGCAGACGUGAACAAGGGAAUAUUUGGAGCUGGAGCGCACACAGAUUAUGGACUUGUAACAUUGUUGUCAACAGAUAUGACCGGAGGGCUGCAAAUCUUGCAUGAGGAAAAGUGGAUGGAUGUUCCACCUCGGAGAGACGCUUUUGUCGUGAAUAUUGGAGACAUGGCUGAAAGAUUCACUAAUGGAAAAUUCAAGUCGACGCGGCACCGGGUUGUUAAUGUGUCAGGAAAAGAUCGCUAUUCAGUUCCAUUUUUUUAUGAUCCAAAUUUUACAUGUCAAGUAGAGUGUUUUCCAAGUUGUGUGACUGACAAGAAUCCGGCUAGGUAUCCGCCAACAACAAGCGGUCAGCAUCUUUUGGAUAUGUACAAGCAAACUUAUGCUGCGUUCGGGAAUUGUCAGUGA